Molecule: messenger RNA, 438 nt
Organism: Hydra vulgaris (swiftwater hydra)
Lineage: Eukaryota; Metazoa; Cnidaria; Hydrozoa; Anthoathecata; Hydridae
Molecular function (GO): nucleic acid binding
Source: RefSeq, a predicted model, not a curated record
AUGAGCAUCGCUAAAGGACUGUUGAAUGACAUCAACGACGACCCAGAUUUAAUCAAAAAUGUCAUAACUGGUGACGAAUCAUGGAUAUAUGGUCAUGAUAUUGAAACCAAAGCCCAAUUGACCCAAUGGAAUAGCCCAGGUGAGCCAAGACCGAAAAAGCUCGCCAAGUUCAAUCAAAUGUCAAAGUUUUGCUCACUGUUUUUUUUUGAUUACCAUGGCGUGGUGCAUCAGGAGUUCUUACCAUAUGGUUGUACGGUCAAUAAACAGUAUUAUCUUGAAGUUAUGCGCCAAUUGCGAGAAGCAAUACGAAGAAAACGUCCAGAAUUGUGGAAAAACAAUUCACGGCUUUUGCAUUACGAUAAUGCUCACUCAUUUUUGCUUGUGAGAGAUUUUUUGGCCAAAAAUAACACCACAAUCAUGCCUCAGCCAAUUACAUGA